AGCAGCUGAUCUCGGACAUUGUGACAAAUUAAAAAUAAAUAAAAUCUUUUUAAUAAAUAUGCUAAAGAAAUUGAAAAAAAUUCUAAAGCAGUGAAAAAGCAAUCAUCAAUAAAUAAAAUAAUAAUGCAGCAAAGUACGACAAGCUUCACUACCAACAGUGAUUUUGAAUGUUUUCAAAACUACACUGCGCCAGAGAUAUUUGUGCAACAGCUUGCAGGAGUUGUGAAUCAGGGUGACAUAUCUUGUAUUAUAAAAUCUCAAAAGCAAAUGCUUCAACGUUUUGAGAAGACAAAUGAAAUGCUUGCUAAUUGUAAUGCACUGAGUCAGAAUCGAUUGAAGAAUGUCACCGAUGAAUACAAAAAGAAUUGCAAGCUUUUGCUUGAAAUGAAAAAGGAUCUCGAAUAUAUAUUUAAGAAGAUAAGAACUGUGAAAGGAAAGCUUGAAGCCAAAUAUCCCGAUUCAUUUGAUCAAGUUAAUAAACAAAUUGAAACUCAUAUUGAGGAAGACGAAGAUGCGUCAGCUGUCAUUGAUUAUGAACAACUGGAAAGUACAAAACAGGUUGAUCCAGCUCUAGAAGCACGAGACUCCUCAUCAAAAAUGCAAGCACAGCCAAGAAAAGGGAACUAUACAAAGUUCUUGAAGAAUCUUCACACUGAACAAUUAGCAAAAUUACAUUUAAAGAACCAACAUGAGUGUGACUUACUCGAGGAUAUUCGAACUUUUGUCAUCAAACGUUCCGCCAUCGAAAAAUCUUACAGCGAAGCUUUAUUAAAAAUUUCUUCGGCUUAUUUGAAUAAAAAGACUCCAAAUAUACCCGAAAUCAAAAUGGAUGGAGCCGAUGAAAAAUGGAAUAUGUGGAGCGUAUGGACGACAGUUUUGGAGGAGAAUGAAAAGUUGGCAAAAGCUCGAUUGGCGGCAAUUGAAAUUUUUCAACAGCAAAUUGCUGAUGAAGCAAAAAUUCUGAGAUCUUAUAAGGUCGCCAUAAGCAAGAAGAGCGUUGAGAAUCUUGGAAAGAUUCAACAUGAAGUGCAAACAACAGUUCAAGAUGUUGAUAAAACAAAGAAAUCAUAUUUCGACGAGGAACAUUGUGCUCAUGAUGUGCGUGACAAAGCACGUGACAUUGAAGAGAAGUUGAAGAAGAAGAAGGGAAGCUUCUUUCAAUCAAUCACAUCAUUGCAGAAGAACAGUGCACGAGUGACAUCACGCAAAGAGCAAAUGGAAGAAAAAUCAACUGGUGCUCGAAACGAUUACAUUUUGAGUCUUGCGUCAGCGAAUGCCCAUCAAAAUCGCUACUUUACAACUGAUUUGCAAUCCACAAUGGCGACCAUGGAAAAUUAUGUUUACGAACGUGUUGCUGAUUUCUUAGCACUUAUUGGACGAGCUGAAUUGAUGACAUGUUCAGCGACACAAAACUCAUUCUCAAAGAUUCGUGAUCAAGCAAAUCAACUCACUCGCGAAUAUAACUUGCAAUGCUGCUAUUUAUUUUAUCCCGUGCUUAAGCAACAUAUUCAAUACGAGUUCGAACCUUGUGAUAAUGAUCCAGUGCGAAAAGUAACAUCCGAACAUGAAUCAAAUUUACAAUUGUUGAAUUCAGAAGGUAAACGAUGGGCAGCACGUGUUGCAAGAGAAAGUCACGCCAUCAGAGAAAAUACGAGAAGAUUGGCGUCAUAUCAAGCAUUGCGUGAUGCUGGCCAUAGAAAUGAUCCGAAUGAUCAAAAUGGCCCCGACUUGGAGACGAAAAUAGAAGAUUUAAUUGAACAGAUUCGUGCAUCAGAAAUCAUUAAAAUUAAAUCAGAAGCUCGAUUAGAAUGUUUGAAACAAGGCGGAAUUAGUGUCGAGGAAUGGAUUCAAGAAGCUGAAACUCUGAGUGUUCAAGAAAUGCCAAGAUCAAACAGUUCACUUUCAAUGGGCACUGAUGCUUCAAAGGAAGGCGAAAAUCCAAGUUCCGAUUCAUUUUAUGACAGUGACAAUGCUCCCGAUAAUGAAGCCGGCUUCUCGAAAGCUGUUCCAAAAGCUGUUGUCACAAAAACAGCUGAAGAAAUGCGUAAUGAAUAUCGCGAAUCCAUUCACGAAUCAAGUGAGUUUGAAGAUGACGAUAUUGAAGAAGAAAAACGACAAAUCGAAACGUUCGCAACCACUUGGGAAGACCCAACACAAGUUGAUUGGGGAAAUGAAAAAGAAGAAGAGUCUAGUCAACCUCCACAAGAACCACCACCAGUUAAUGCAACUGCUUCCACAAUUCAAACUUUCAAAUGUACUGCUCUAUAUUCUUAUACUGCCCAAAACCCUGACGAGUUAACAAUUGUUGAAAGUGAACAAUUGGAAGUUGUUGGUGAAGGUGACGGUGACGGGUGGUUACGUGCACGUAAUUAUCGAGGUGAAGAAGGUUUCGUUCCACACAAUUAUUUGGAUGUUGAACGUGACGUGCCAUCAAAUGAACAACAAACGCAAAUGGUCGCACAGAUUUCUUUCUCUUCUGUUGAUUACACUGUUGAUAAUGAAGAUCAAGAAGUUCUUCCAGACUCGGUACAAUCACCUGAUCAAGUUUCUGUUAUAUCAGCGCCAGUUAAAAAGCAAUCUGAUCAACUGUUUUGUGUUGCUUUAUAUGAUUAUGAUGCUACUGCUGAAGAUGAAUUGACAUUUGAAGAAGGACAAAUAAUCAAACUUAUAACAAAAGAACCUCAUGGAGUUGAUGAUGGAUGGUGGGAAGGAGAGUUGGAUGGUAAAAUUGGAAAUUUCCCAUCUCUUGUUGUUGAUGAAUGCGACGAAAAUGGCGAACCAUUAACUGAACCAGAAGAAGAUGAUGAAGAUGAUGACGAUGCUCUGCCACCAGCUGGUUUCGGCUUGCCACCAACAGUUCCACCACAUUUAGUACCACAAGAUGAAAUCACAGCAAGUCCCGAACAACAAGCAGCAAUGGAGAAGAAAUUUGAAAUGGAUUUGUCGCAAUCACAACAGAAGCAAUAUAAACAAUAUGAACCUCCAACAGUAACUUGUGCCACCCCCAUGGUGGAAGACGCUGAAAAGAAAUUCCUUGAUAACGAUGAUAUCGAACCUGAAUCCUCGCAAUCGAUGGAAGAAAAUGGCAGUGGCGAAAAUGAUUUGCCCGAAGCGGAUCAAAAGCCUUAUAAAGCAAGCAAAAGUGAAGUAAACGAAAAGGAAAAGCAAGUGGAAUUGAAAGAACAAUGUGAAGAUGACGGCUUUGGUGGAAACCAAUUUGAUGCAAAUUUCGAAGCCAACUUUGAAGCUAAUUUUGAAGACGCUUUUGCUUCACAAACUGUUGAACAGAUCAAUGCAGAUGCUUCAUCGGAUUCGAAGUCAGACAAGAAAGAUUCACCUGCGGAAAUGCCGAAACAAGUUGUGGACAAUGGUGCUUACACCGUUAAAAUAGGACAUAUUAGUGAUGAAGAACCAUUGACUGUUCCUAAUUGCAUUAUGAAAGCAAAAAGUGAGAAACGAAGACCUUUUAUAGGAAACCAAAUACAAGAGUGUCGAGAUAUUUCAGGACUAUUUUAUAUUUUAAGCUUCACCAAAGGCUACAUAACGAACUGGGAAGUACAAAAAAAUGUUUUUGACUACAUCUUCACUUCAGAAAUUUCUAUAAACUUCAAUGAAAGUAAAUUGAUAAUAACAGAGCCGGUUUUUAAUUUUCCUAUCAUACAAGAGGCAAUGCUUGAAAUUUUCUUCGAAGAAUAUGAUUGCAGUGUGUUUGCUAAAACGACAGCUCCUGAUCUCUGCCAGUACCAUUAUACAAACACAAGAGAAGAUUCAAAGCCUCUCUGUUGUCUUGUGAUCGAUACCGGUUAUAGUUUUACUCACAUCAUUCCAUUUGUCAAAGGAGAAAAAGUUCUCUCAGCAAUUCGUCGCAUCGAUGUUGGAGGAAAACUUUUAACAAAUCAUUUUAAGGAAAUUAUUUCCUAUCGACAAUUGAAUGUAAUGGACGAAUCUUAUGUUAUCAAUCAAGUGAAAGAAGACAGUUGUUUCGUGUCACAAGAUUUUUUUGCUGAUAUGAGAAUAGCUCAGAAAAAAUAUCCAGAAAAUACAAUCGUCUGUGAAUAUGUCCUUCCUGAUUGCACAACAAUUAAACGAGGCUACAUACAAACUGCAGGAACAGCGAAAAAGUCCGACGACUACCAAUUUCUACGUCUUAGCAAUGAAAGAUUCUCUGUACCUGAAUUGUUAUUUCAUCCGUCUGAUAUUGGAAUUAAUGAAAUGGGAAUAUCUGAAGCAGUAAUUCAAUCAAUCAAUGCCUGUCCGGAAGAAACACGUCCACAUCUUUAUGCUAAUAUUGUAGUGAUUGGAGGUUGUGCAAAGUUUCCAGGAAUGCAAAAAAGACUGCUAAAAGACAUCAGAAGUAUGGCACCUGAGUGGUUCAAAGUCAAUGUCACUCUUCCAGAAGAUCCCGCAACUUAUGCUUGGUACGGUGGCAAAUUUAUGGCUGAAGACCCUGAAUUCGAUAAGCUUUGCAUAACACGUCAAGAUUAUGAGGAAAAUGGUGUUCGAGGACUUAUUUACGGUGAAAACUAA
This is a messenger RNA of Clunio marinus, 4527 nucleotides long. Lineage: Eukaryota; Metazoa; Arthropoda; Insecta; Diptera; Chironomidae. The record is from the annotation of a GenBank genome assembly.